CCAAAGGAAACAACCCAGGCAAUAAUGUUCAUGGCCAACCUUCACGUGCCAAGAAUCACCACACGGGACAUAUCAGUAUGGAGUAUUUAAAUGACCCCCUUAAGAGGUCACAAACUCUAAGUAAAAGAAGGGCUACCAUCUUUAGUAAGAUGGAACAAUUAUCAAAACUGACCAAGACAGAAUUUGUGGUUAGAUGGAAAACCCCGACUGGUAGCAGUGGAAUUUUCAAGUCAGAUGGGAAAGAAGCAAAACAUGCAGAAAAUGGAGACUUAGCAGUACAGAAUGAAACUAUGUCAGAUCAAUCCCCACCAUCCUCAGCAGCAGAGCAAGCCCCAACAUCAGACAUACUACCUGUCAAUGAUCCUCAACCGGUCUUGGGAAACGAAGAACCUAAAUAUCCAGAACCUCCAAUGGAACCUAAAGUUCAAGAUCUGGGCAAUAAUGAUGCCCAAGGAAUCAAAUCUAAAUGUGACAUUUGCCACAAGAAAAGUGUCGGGAAGAAGAAUGAUGUAUGGCUUAACUGCGAAUACAGAAAAGGGUGCGAUUAUUGGGUCCACACAUUAUGUGUAGGAAUAGUGGUUAAGCGCGACAGUGAUCUUGAUGAUGUUAAUUUUUUCUGUCCCGAACACAUUCGGAAAUUUAUGAAAUAA
Molecule: messenger RNA, 650 nt
Organism: Mercenaria mercenaria
Lineage: Eukaryota; Metazoa; Mollusca; Bivalvia; Venerida; Veneridae
Exons: 3
Coding region: 78-650 (190 amino acids)
Molecular function (GO): protein dimerization activity; DNA binding
Source: RefSeq, a predicted model, not a curated record